AUGGGUAGCAUAAGUUACAACAGAGACAUAAAAAGAGGACAACUUAUUAAUUGCAAGUUUUAAUUGCAUCCAACUAUUUAUUUAAAAAAAAACGAUUAUUGUCUGUGUAAAUGCUUGUUUUAAUGUGGAGGAGCAUCCAAUUUUGUAAACAUAUAGGAUUAUUCUUAACUUCCCAUUUAAACAUUUCAAAGGCUAUAUGAAAGAUUGUUUUCUAAAGAUGGAGACGAAUUUUAUAAAUUAAGAAAUAUGGUGUGUUGUAAAACCUACAACAUGAGGAUAGUUCUAUAAAAAAAUGAGCCAUCAAAAAAACAAAUGAAGUCUGCCUUAGCUCUUUUAGAUCGAUUAAAUCUGUAUGGUUAAGGAUAAAAUAUAGACAAUAAGUAAAAACUCUAAAAAGAGGUUCUUAAUUAGAUAGAUUUGUAGCAAAAUAUCUAGGUCAGCUAAUAAAAAUAAAUUAAAUAUGUAUAAAUUCAUAAUCAAGAGAAAAAUAAACUUUUUGACAUAAUAAAUUCAUCUAUUUUACUAUGUAAAUCCUCUUUUGAGGAACUAACUUAGACACAGAAUUUAAAUUUUACCUUAAAAGAAACCGAUUUGAAGAUAUUCCAACAUUUAAAUAAAACCAAAUUUUAUUCUAAUGCAAAUCUAUUGUUAUUUCAUUAAAAUCAAAUCCCUAUGAAAAGUAAAAACUAUUCCCUUUAUCAAUUCAAUGAAUUCUUAGGAAUUGCUUUAAAACAAAAUUAAAAAGAGAAUGAAUUAACUGUUCAAUAAAAACCAAAAGGAUUCUUAACUCUAAUAAACAUCAAAGAGUAAAUUCAAACUGUAAAAUAAUAAGAAUCAAAUUAAAAAUAACAAUUAGCAAAUUAAAAAUAAUAAUAGAAGCCUAAAAAAUUUAUUUAGAAAAAAUAAAAACAAUAAAGUAACAUAAAAACUAAAAAUUUGAUAAACUCUGAAACCUUCACAUUUGAGCAAUUUUAGGUUGGCCCUCUUGUUAUCACUAUUAAGUAUUCAUAUAAUUUGAUAAUUUUAGAGAUUUAAAUUCAAAUAGAGACAUAAUUGACUUUAUAUAUUAGUAUCAUAAGGUUGUGCAUGAUAGACCAAAUACUGAUGAGGAAAUCAUAAAAAUGUAUUGUAGAAACUACUUAAAUACUAAUACAUUUUUAGAAGACUUCCAAAAAAAUAUUAAAAUAUAAUUAGGCCAAAGAUACAUGGAGUAUAAAUUAAAUGGUAAAUUAAUUGCAUUGGGUGCUAUUAUAUUAACUUAAGAGUAUUUUGUUUCGGAAUAUUUUUUCUAUCUUCCUGAGCUGAAAAACUUUAAUAUUGGAGUGUUUUCAAUUUUAGUUGAAAUUGAGUAUGCAAAACAGAUUCAGAAAUAUUUCCCAAAAUUCAAAUAUCACACACUUGGCUACACUACAUUAAGGACAAAAAAGAUGGAGUAUAAAUUACAAUUCAGUGGCACUGAAAUUCAAUGUCCGGAUUCGUACAUUUGGACUGAGUACAAUGAUUAAGUUAAAGCCAAAAUGAUAAGCUAAGAUUUUAAAAUCGAUAUUCCUAUGCAAGUUCCACCAUUAGACUUCUCAAAAGUCACAGUCUAGCUCUAUGGUAUGAAUGUAAAAGCAAAUCUCUUAUGCGAUGAUUAAAACUAGGAUGAAAUCUCAAAAUAUUUUUUAUUCUAUGCUUAAGAGUUAGGAAAUGAACUUAUGUAUGAUUUCAGAUUUAUCUAUAAUGAGGAAAUAUUUUAGAGUUGA
Molecule: messenger RNA, 1745 nt
Organism: Paramecium octaurelia
Lineage: Eukaryota; Ciliophora; Oligohymenophorea; Peniculida; Parameciidae
Source: the annotation of a GenBank genome assembly